AUGCCAGAAGCUCGACCUCAUGAGCGCUUUGCAGCUCGACUGAGCCGUACACCUUCGCCAAAUGGAGACCCAGAUGCUGGAAUGCGAGGCGUGAGCCACUACGAGCGAAGACUAAGGGGUUGGAGAUUCCGCCUGCGGAACAAGCUGAUCCCUAUCGUGCGAUGGGAAACUCCAUAUCUGGCAUAUAUGCAAAAGACUUUGCGAUCACCAUGGCUUGAUACUUAUUUCGCGCUCACAGCGAAUUUAGGCACCCAUACUUUCUUCAUGACUGCCAUACCGAUCUGCUUCUGGUGCAGCUACCCCGAUGUCGGUCUCGCUAUGGUACAUAUGCUGGCGCUGGGCGUGUAUCUCAGUGGAUUCGUGAAAGACAUGGUGUGUCUACCGAGGCCAUUGUCGCCACCACUACAGCGGAUCACCAUGUCUGGCUCGGCUGCGAUGGAAUAUGGUUUCCCUUCCACCCACACCACGAACGCGGUUUCGGUGGCGCUGUUCUGUCUAUACCGGCUCUAUAUCCACCAGGAGCACUACACAUCCACAAGUUAUAGUAUGCUCCAGGUGGCACUAUAUGGCUAUGCCAUCUCGAUCGCAUUCGGCAGGAUGUACUGUGGCAUGCAUGGCUUCUUCGAUGUCAUCAUUGGAGCUGCACUGGGCGCUGCCAUUGCCUCCGUCCAAAUCUUGUACGGCGCGGCAUACGACAACUGGCUUAUCGCAGGUGGUUGGCAGCAGGUCGCAAUUCUGGUGGCUAUACUUGCUGUAGCUGUGCGCAUCCACCCAGAACCAGCAGACAAUUGUCCCUGUUUCGACGACAGCGUAGCAUUCGCUGGUGUCGUCAUGGGUGCGGCUAUUGCUACGUGGCAUUAUGGCGUGAUGAAUGCGCAUAUUACGACUGAGCACGCAGCCAUGUACGCCUUUGACAGUUCGCCGAUCAAAAUCGCAGCCAGGAUCGUUGGUGGCAUCGUAAUCGUCUUCCUCUGGCGUGCAGCUACGAAGCCAAUAUUACUACGUGGUCUGCCACCUGUAUUCCGCUUUGUCGACAGAUGGGGCUUGGCAUUACCACGGCGUUACUUCCUACAAGCUAGACAAUACCAGCGCGUUCCGCCACUGCGCGAGGAUGAUAACGUUCUACCAUCUCCCUCGAGUCUGCCCGCACUCUUCUCCAAUCUGCGUCAGAGGAAACGCGCAGUCUCAAUCGGGCCACAGUCAGAAGCGGAUGCAAGAGAGUUUAUCGCGAACAGAGCGCAAAAGCGGCGCGACAGUCGUGCUGGACUAAAGUCGGAGCAGAACGCGCAAAGAAGAGUGCAGCGAAAAACGGCUGCGCUGCCGUCACCAGCUGUCGAAGACAUUGAAAAUGGCACGAUCGCUGACAACAGUUCGCCAGAGACAACUUCGUACCUGAGCGCUGGAACACAAGCUCGUGUAGGGCAGCAGCAUCUACAAGUCAAUGGCGUUGAUGCAGCUCUGCUGACACCUCCUUUGAGCGAUGCGGGUGCAUCUAGCGAUAGUGGUAAAGAAGACGAGAAGAACGACAAGGACAUGUUCUCCGGGCUCGAGAAGCCGCGGAUCAGGUAUGAUGUUGAGGUCAUCACGAAAAUCGUUGUAUAUGCCGGGAUUGGAUGGUGGGCGAUUGAAGGCAAUCCAUUAUGGUUUCGAGCAGUGGGUAUAGCGUAG
Messenger RNA from Recurvomyces mirabilis, 1668 nucleotides. RefSeq names its product Long-chain base-1-phosphate phosphatase (gene LCB3). The transcript is spliced from 2 exons. The record is from RefSeq and is a predicted model, not a curated record. Gene Ontology annotation, cellular component: endoplasmic reticulum membrane. The coding region runs from base 1 to 1668 and encodes 555 amino acids. Gene Ontology annotation, molecular function: sphingosine-1-phosphate phosphatase activity. Lineage: Eukaryota; Fungi; Ascomycota; Dothideomycetes; Mycosphaerellales; Teratosphaeriaceae.